Messenger RNA from Ogataea polymorpha, 3554 nucleotides. RefSeq names its product translation elongation factor 1-alpha. The coding region runs from base 912 to 2291 and encodes 459 amino acids. NCBI's taxonomy places the organism in Eukaryota, Fungi, Ascomycota, Pichiomycetes, Pichiales, Pichiaceae. Gene Ontology annotation, molecular function: GTP binding; translation elongation factor activity; GTPase activity. Gene Ontology annotation, biological process: translational elongation; translation. The transcript has a single exon. The record is from RefSeq and is a predicted model, not a curated record.
ACUAGUUUGUUUGGUUUCAUGAUGGACUUCAGCAUUGAGCUAUGUAGAUCACCUUCUGGGCCUCCUGGGUUGUCUGGCUCAACUUGCUCUUUGUCAUCAUGUACAAAGGAUAAUGGGAUGGUGGUGACUUUUGGAAACUGUACAAUGGGGUGAGUAUUGAGUUGUAAUGUCCCCCAGACAUUCAGAAGGUCAGGCUUGGGAGCAGGCUUUUUACUCAGCCUCAAACUACCGUUUCUCCGCCUUCGUCUUCUUGACACAGUUGAUACGCUGUUGGAAAUGGAAUGGUCGUCAGUCUCGUUUAGCCCUAAAGACACCGUUGCCAUAAUUAGGGAUAAAUCUAUUUAGGCUCCUUAUUUUUCACUCGGCGCGAAAAAAAAUGGGCACACGGCGAUCGACGAGAGGUCGAUCGUCUCUACGUUCCAGCUACAUGGCAGUUCUAAGACGGGAAGUAAGAUGACACUAGUAGAUGUUUUGCAAAUUAGGAUCACAGGCCUGCUCCAGAAAACUUUUUAUCCUUCAGCGGAAGGUCUGUCCAGGGGCACAAAUCUCAAACAGAGCAAAGGCACCCUUACCCUCUUAUCUCCUUGAUGAAUUUUUUUUUCUUUUAAAUUCUUUUUUAGAAGGCCGGGUAACAACUUUAAGAACCUGUUUCAGCUGUCCCCAGGAAGCUCCAUUGGCAGUUCCAGUACGUUGUAGAUGUGUAUAGUGUGCUGAAAAGCGUUGUCCCUGGUUUUUUCAAGCAAAAUCUUCGUCUCGGAGCUGGAUAGCCCACCAAGGUAUUGUUCCUGUGCGUAAUUUUUGGCACGCAGACGACUCGAAUAAGUUUGGCAAUAAAAAAAUUUUUUUCACUAUAUAAAGAGGAGACAUUCCCACAUGAGAUUUUUUCUGAUCUUUUAAUUAGUACAUUCGUAAUGGGAAAAGAAAAGACUCACGUUAACGUCGUUGUUAUUGGUCACGUCGACUCUGGUAAAUCUACCACUACCGGCCACUUGAUCUACAAGUGUGGUGGUAUCGACAAGAGAACCAUCGAGAAGUUUGAAAAGGAGGCUGCCGAGCUUGGUAAGGGUUCCUUCAAAUACGCUUGGGUUUUGGACAAGUUGAAGGCUGAGAGAGAAAGAGGUAUCACCAUCGAUAUCGCUUUGUGGAAAUUCGAGACUCCAAAGUACCACGUCACUGUUAUUGAUGCUCCAGGUCACAGAGAUUUCAUCAAGAACAUGAUUACUGGUACUUCCCAGGCUGACUGUGCUAUUUUGAUUAUUGCUGGUGGUACCGGUGAGUUCGAGGCUGGUAUUUCCAAGGACGGUCAAACCAGAGAGCACGCUUUGUUGGCUUUCACCCUUGGUGUCAGACAACUGAUUGUUGCUGUCAACAAGAUGGACUCUGUUCAAUGGUCUGAGGCCAGAUUCGAGGAAAUUGUCAAGGAAACCUCUAACUUCAUCAAGAAGGUUGGUUACAACCCUAAGACUGUUCCAUUCGUCCCAAUUUCUGGUUGGAACGGUGACAACAUGAUUGAGCCAUCUUCUAACUGCCCAUGGUACAAGGGAUGGCAAAAGGAGACCAAGUCUGGUGUCGUCAAGGGUAAGACUCUUCUCGAGGCCAUUGACGCCAUUGAGCCACCUGCCAGACCAUCUGACAAGCCAUUGAGAUUGCCAUUGCAAGAUGUCUACAAGAUUGGUGGUAUCGGUACUGUUCCAGUCGGUAGAGUUGAGACUGGUGUCAUCAAGGCUGGUAUGGUUGUUACUUUCGCCCCAGCUGGUGUUACCACCGAAGUCAAGUCCGUCGAGAUGCACCACGAGCAGCUUGCUGAGGGUCUUCCAGGUGACAAUGUUGGAUUCAACGUCAAGAACGUUUCCGUCAAGGAAAUUAGAAGAGGUAACGUCUGUGGUGACUCGAAGAACGACCCACCUCAAGGAUGUGCUUCCUUCAACGCUCAAGUCAUUAUCUUGAACCACCCAGGUCAGAUCUCUGCUGGUUACUCUCCAGUUUUGGACUGCCACACUGCCCACAUUGCCUGCAGAUUCGACCAACUGCUCGAGAAGAUCGACAGAAGAACCGGUAAGAAGAUUGAGGAGAACCCUAAGUUUGUCAAGUCUGGUGACGCUGCUAUUGUUAAGAUGAUCCCAUCUAAGCCAAUGUGUGUUGAGACCUUCACUGAGUACCCACCAUUGGGAAGAUUUGCCGUCAGAGAUAUGAGACAGACCGUUGCCGUUGGUGUCAUCAAGUCUGUUGAGAAGACUGCUGCUGGUGCCGGAAAGGUCACCAAGGCUGCUCAAAAGGCUGCUAAGAAAUAAAGCUGAUGCAAAUUUGACCCUAGGUGACGUAUAUAUCCUAUGUAUAAGUCUCUGUUCAUUUUAAUUUCUUCUAUAAAAUAUCAACCUGUAAAAAAUCGUUUCAUUAUCAGCAAAAAAUUUAAUAUAAUCUUGUCGAUUGAUAUUUCCAGUCCCUAUGACUACUGUUGAGAACCCAUUGGAAAUUGUCGAUAUCAGUGAAAUUAACCAGCAAACCGCUGAGAAACUUCUUCAUGCUGCCUCUACACAAGGUUUCUUAAUGGUUGAAGGACACGGGCUAAGCCAAGAACAAGUUGAUCAGCUUUUUGGCUUAUCUAGAGAUUUUUUCCAACUCCCAUUCGAGGAGAAACAAAAAUAUAAGAUUGACGAGUCCAACCAUGGUUACACUGGAAUCGGUGUUGAGAACCUCGAAGAGGAUGACCUGGGAAAGCCUCUUGGUGACCCCAAAGAAGCGUUCAAUUUUGCUAGGGUUGAUAUGAGUAAGGGUGAACUUACUACUGACGAGAUUCCGGCAAUUUUCGAGGACCCGGAAAAUAAAAAGAUUAUUCAGGCCACCUUGAUUAAGCUCCGCGAGUCCCUCUUCAGCAUGUUGCGGCUGAUGGCUAUGGGGCUCAAGAUCGAUGAAACGGAAGGUGGUUUCGAUUGGUUCACCAGUCGCCAUGAUCCCACCAAACCUAGCGGCACAACCUUUAGGUUCUUACACUAUCCAUCUCCCGUGAAGGAGGGAAUGACCGAGAAAGACCUCGAUUCCUGCGGGGAUAUCAAUGUUGCAGGAGCCCAUACGGACUAUGGCUGUGUGACUCUGCUGUUGCAGAGACAGGACGAGGACGGCCUCGAAAUCCUGUCGCCCGUGAGCCGAAAGUGGGAAGCGGUCCCAUUUGUCCCUGCCUCUCCGAAAUAUCAAAAACUCGGCCAAGCUCCUCCCUUAGUCGUUAACAUUGCAGAUCAGCUGUGCUACUGGACCAAUGGCCUCCUGAAAAGUACAGUGCACAGAGUUAGGUUCCCUCGCAAGUUAUUGCUGGAAGGAAAGCCAAGAUACUCGAUUGUCCUUUUCGUCCAUCCUGCUGAUGACACCCUAUUGGAGCCCGUUCCUUCUGAGAAAGUAUCUUCCAUUUCGGGGCGUGGAGCUGCGCAUUAUCUUGCCAAGCACGGAGUCUCAUUAACUGCUGGCGAGCAUUUGGCAAAAAGACUUGCAACGACUUAUGGCUGGAAGACUGAGAAAGCCAAUUAAGAAAAACGCUCCAACAUUAGUAUAGUUUUGCUUUG